UCAAAGAAUACUUGUGGGUGAUGACAUUUGCUUUUCCAGCUGGGCAGCUUGUGCCAGGAACUGAGCACAGGAACACCCAGGGGCGGUUCAGGGGCAGGCAGCUUCACCCUGUGCCACAGCCAACUCCCAGCACUCCUUUCUCUUUGCCAGGAGAGCAGCAUGGCCACAGCAGCUGCACAAAACCUCUCUGCUGACACUGGCCAGAGCUUCAUCUCUCAGUGCUGAAGAGAGAAAAGCCCCUCAGGAGGCAAUGGGUGAGCCACCACAGGCUGUGGUGAUGAAGACUUUUGGAGAAGCAGACAAGAUUUGCGAGGAGAAAAUACAGUCUCAUCUGCAAUGCCUUAGGAAGGUGUUGGCAGCAUUUCUGGACUGGAGAGCGAGUGAAGAGAAGAGACAUCAGGACUACCUGGAGAUGAGUGAAGCCGAACGGCGCCGCAUUGAGGCUGAGUUCCAGCGGCUGCGCCGGCUGCUGGCGGAGCAGGAGCGCACGGUGCUGGGGCGGCUGGCUGAGCUGGACAACACCUUCACAGCUACCCACGCCGAAAAAUCACUGCGGGUGGCCGAGGGGGUUGCACAGCUCCACAGACUCAUCGGGCAGCUGGAGGCCUGUUGCUUGCCCCAGGAUGCUGGGAGCAUCCUAAGCAGUGAAGUGAGACUCCAUCUCCCCUCGGGGCUCCCCAAGGAGCUGGAAAAGAGCCUGAGCUCCUGCUGCCGCCAAAGUGAUGCUCUGCGGGAGGCCCUGGAGAAAUUCAGAGACACAGAUCCCACCAUGGGUCUCCCCACAGCAGAGAUGACGCUGGAGACUGGCACAACUCCUCUCCCACAGCUUUUGGAAGAGAGAAAAAGUGUGCAGUGGGAUGAGGAGGAAGGGCAGGACGAGGGCAGACAGCCCCGUUGAGACCGGGAGCUGGCUGGCAGCUGUCACAGGGGUCAUUGCCGGGAGAUGCACAAUGUGGGCUCAGUAGCUGGACUCUGCGAGAUGUACCCUGUGCAUCCUCAUCUCAGGUGCUGCCCAUAUUCCUGGGGACACAAAUGGUUUUAUGACAAGCUCCCCUCCCAGCUGCUUUAAUUAGUAACCAAUCUAGUGCUGCUGCUCACCACGUAGGUAAUGAAUUAAAGAAAAACAAAACAAAACA
Molecule: messenger RNA, 1136 nt
Organism: Cyanistes caeruleus (blue tit)
Lineage: Eukaryota; Metazoa; Chordata; Aves; Passeriformes; Paridae
Product: E3 ubiquitin-protein ligase TRIM11-like
Source: RefSeq, a predicted model, not a curated record